Molecule: messenger RNA, 1118 nt
Organism: Jatropha curcas
Lineage: Eukaryota; Viridiplantae; Streptophyta; Magnoliopsida; Malpighiales; Euphorbiaceae
Product: E3 ubiquitin-protein ligase
Molecular function (GO): protein binding
Source: RefSeq, a predicted model, not a curated record
ACCCUCAAUGACACUUCAUUUGAUCUUAUAAAUUCAAUUACCUAGAGAGAGAGAGAGAGAGAGAGAGAGAGAGAUUUACUAUAGAGCUAUGGUUUCUCUUCAUAAAGCACCUGCCUCUUCCUCUCCAAAUGGAACCAAAACAAGCCCUACUGGUCAUCAGUUUGAUUAUUCAUCAAAGAAAAGAAAGUGGGAUGAUGAUCAUGAUCAUGAUAAGUCACAAACUGAAGGGAGUUUCCAUAGAAGAUCAUCAAAACCACUUGAAACUAUAAAAUCUUUGUUUGAAAUAGAGCUUCAACUCGAGACUCCUUUGCCUUUGGAGUGGCAACGAUGUCUAGAUAUUCAGUCGGGGGAGAUACACUUCUACAAUACAAGAACUCAAAAGAGAACAACUAGGGAUCCAAGGAGAAGCCCAGAGCCAGAGCCAGCAAGUCCUCCUAGUAGCCAUAUGAGCUUAGAGCUUGAGCUAAAUCUUCCAUGUGACCAGUCUCAAAGGAAAAACAUUAGUCAAAACGACAAUAGUGCAAAGCAGAACAAUAAUUUUACUAGCUCCAUAGAAGAUGCAGCAGGUUUGGGCGAUUUGUUCAUGGAUUCAAGAAAAGAUCAUAAUAGUAAGAACGCACAAGGACAAAUCAUGAAGCGGUGUCCGUCUUGGUUAGCAUUUGAAGAAGAUAAAGUAGAAGAAGAGAUGGUAGCUGCAGUUUGCACCAAGUGUUAUAUGUUAGUGAUGCUUUGCAAGUCUUCUCCUUCUUGCCCUAACUGCAAAUUUAUGCACCCACAACCAGACCAGAACCAUCUAUCCUCUAAUAAGCUAUUCAAGCAAAGGCUUAGUCUCUUGUGCUGAUUAAGAGUUAAGAAUGAUCAUAUUUAUGUUUAAUUAAUUAGGAUUAAUAGCAUAUCUAUUACAAAACACAAGAUUAGAGUUGGCUAGCUAGCUAUUCUAGAUCUUGGUCCAAAUUUAAUUUAUAAUUUAGCCUGUAUUCCGUCUUUCAAUUGAAAAGCAACUGGUUGUGAUGUUAAGAUGAGAGAGAGAGAGAGAGAGAGAGAGAGAGAGAGAGAGAGAGGGAGACUGACUUGUAUCAUGUACUAACUUGAGAGAAUAUACAAGUGUUAUUCCAAUA